CAUUUUCGAUAUGGAAAUCUACAUUAUUUCUGGCGGCAAAAGACAAUCAGCUACCAAAAUCAGUAGCUCAUGUGCUGUGAAUGCCAUAAACGUGAUCUUCUGCAUCAGUUUAUUUGUUCAAGUACCCCAGACGUCUUAUCGCAUCAUAGCCACACGUUUUGGGAGUGAUCCAGCGACAAAGCUGAUUGGGCAUGUGGAAGCUUCGUUUUGUGUGUGAUAAGAUUUGGUGAACUGUAGGUGCUUAAAUAGCGAUACCUGCCCACAUGAUCAAUCAGUUCGAAAGGCAGAGUAAGACAAGUUGUGAAAAUCUUGUGUGUCGUGCCUCCAAAACCAUGACAAAGUUAACUACCGUGUUAGUUUUAGUCCUUUUCGGCGCACUCUCAGCAGCCAGUCCUUUUGGUCUGCAGAAAGCAAACAUCGGUGAGGAGUAUAGUUUUGAAAUUGUUGCAGACUUCGACAAAAAGGCCGUUUCCGAUGACAAGAAGAACACCUACGUAUCGGAUAUUCGGAUUGGAACAGUUAAAGUUUUGAGCAGCACGCAGCUAGAUAUCACAUUUGAAAAGAAGAACUAUGACGUGGUAACCAGGUAUGCCUACAAAGGACGUGGAGCUGAAUUAUCUGAGCUACUCUCCUUCAAUGGAAAAAUGUACACUUUUGACGACAAAACCGGCAUCAUCUCCGACAUUACGAACCACCAGCUAGUCCCAUGGGUGAUCCUCGGUGACGGAGCUGGAAAUGAGACGAAUGGCUUCAAGUGCGAAUGGGCUACAAUUAAAGAUGAUCACAUUUACGUAGGAUCUGUAGGAGUUGAGAACUACGACGACGAUGACAAACUUGAAAACCGCAACAACUUCUUUGUGAAGAAGGUCUCUAAAACCGGGGAGGUGAUCCAUGAGAAUUGGUACGAUAUCUACGAUAGGAUUCGCAAUACUCUCGGUAUGCCCUUCCCAGGAUUUAUUGUUCAUGAGGCUGUUAUGUGGUCGCCAAUCAACAAAAAAUGGAUCUUCCUUCCACGAAAAUGCUCAGAAAAGUCCUACGUGAAGGCUGAUGUAGAUGCCACAGGAUGCAACAAAAUGAUCAUCACAAGUGAAGACUUCUCUACCAUUGAAUACUUAGACAUUCAAGCUACACCACUGCAAAAGGAAAGAGGAUUUUCAAGCUUUAAGUUUGUUCCUGAUUCCCAAGAGAGUAUGAUUGUUGGUCUAACUACAGUGGAAAAUGGAAAGACUAUCAAUACUGCCAUCAUUGGUUUGGAUCUUCAAGGAAAGAUUCUCUAUCCCGAAACGAAGAUCUUCAAUGAUAAAUACGAAGGAGUUGCUUUCCUCAAGCAUUUUGAUCCCAAAAAUAUUCAAAUGCCAAAUCUGAAUUAAUAUUUAAGAAAUAAAAAUAAUUUUUUAAAAUGAUUUUAUGACGAAAUGCGGGAGUUUUCUUUGCAAU
Molecule: messenger RNA, 1437 nt
Organism: Lutzomyia longipalpis
Lineage: Eukaryota; Metazoa; Arthropoda; Insecta; Diptera; Psychodidae
Product: apyrase-like
Exons: 1
Coding region: 264-1370 (368 amino acids)
Biological process (GO): proteoglycan biosynthetic process
Molecular function (GO): calcium ion binding; GDP phosphatase activity; UDP phosphatase activity
Source: RefSeq, a predicted model, not a curated record